CAUAUAUAUAUAUAUAUAUUUCAACCGCACUCUCUUUUUCUCCCUGCCGCACUUGCAUCGUCUGCAUAAAUUCGCGGGAGAAAAUGAGUUGCAACUUGCUGCGAGUUUACAGUUCGUUUGUCAAACCGUUGCGGCAAUCUUUGUUGUCGACGAAUCGUAUAUGCAGCAAUGUUACUGACACACAUCAACAGGUUCUCAAGCUACAAUCCCCUACCGCUUGUCAGAUCCGUUUGACUUCGUUUUUUACAAAGUAUACCGCGGACUCCUUGUGGAAAUCUGUGACCAGUGUCAGUAAUGCAGGUAGACAAAGAGGUAGAGGAAGGGGAGCUAAGAAACUCAUGAGGGAUUUGAACAGGGGCCAAUACAUUGGUGUUGGAAAAAUAAACAUGCUAUGGCCUGGGUUAACUGGACCGAUUAUGAGAGGAUCGACUGUCAUGAAACAGCAAAAGCUUCCAGAAGACACUCAGAGAGAAGCCAAGCUUAUCAAAAUACGAGAUUCUAUGCAGAACCGGAGAUCUAGGAGGAUUCAUCCAUUGGAAAGAGGAUGGACCAGUGCAAAAAUGGGUGGCAGAAGUAUCGGCCCACCAGAUCCUGUAAAUGAUGAGGUUUUUGUAGGCUUUGAUUCAAAGGUAAUAGAGCACAAGAUGGUAUCUCAUAUGACAGGAAACUUGGGACGGAAAAGAUCCUACAGCUCAUUUGUCAUCACUGGUAACAAGAAUGGAUUGUGCGGUAUUGCCUUGGGCAAGUCGGCUGAGGGAAGAACAGCUUUGCGUUUGGCCAGAAACAGAGCUGGAUUCAAAUUAAUGCAUGUUCCACUGUACAAAAAUCACACGGUGUUUCAUGACUUUUUCACUCAGUUUGGAUCAACUAAACUGUUUGUUACAAAGAAACCAGAAGGCUAUGGCCUAGUUUGCCAUAGAGCUAUCAAAUGUGCUUGCGAAGUUAUUGGAAUAAAGGAUUUGCAUGUCAAAGUAGAAGGUUCUAUCCAUUACCAGCACAUCAUCAAAGCUUUUCUGAUUGGACUAUUAAGACAGAAAACACAUCAACAACUGGCAGAGGAAAAAAAACUACAUCUGGUUGAAAUGAGAAAAGAGAAUUUGAUGUACCCAGUAGUAGUGGCAAGUCCAAGCGUAGUCAGGAAACCAGAGGAAGUUAAAUCCACAGAAGUAUUGAAUUUCAAACAAUACGUUCUUGGUGGAAAGAUCAUUCUGAAGAAGAAAAAGUUUCCUCCUUUCUACGAAAACUAUGAUUCUUACAAACUGAAGAAAAGUAAAAUGGAAUAUCUGAGAAAUCAAGAUCAGGUCAGGAUUAGAAUGUUGGCAGAGUACGGAGAAUUUCGAAGUUUUUUGACGGACAAAUAUCCAGAAGCAAAACCACAACCUUUUACAAAGAAAGAGGAUGAUUAGCAAACUAACAUUUUAUAAAUAUAGCUAUAAGUGUACAAAAAUUGAAUAAAAUGCUUUUAACGCGUAUUAUACGA
Molecule: messenger RNA, 1480 nt
Organism: Nasonia vitripennis (jewel wasp)
Lineage: Eukaryota; Metazoa; Arthropoda; Insecta; Hymenoptera; Pteromalidae
Gene: mRpS5
Product: 28S ribosomal protein S5, mitochondrial
Exons: 6
Coding region: 84-1406 (440 amino acids)
Biological process (GO): translation
Cellular component (GO): ribosome
Molecular function (GO): RNA binding; structural constituent of ribosome
Source: RefSeq, a predicted model, not a curated record